This is a messenger RNA of Encephalitozoon romaleae SJ-2008, 675 nucleotides long. RefSeq names its product proteasome type-4 subunit beta. The coding region runs from base 1 to 675 and encodes 224 amino acids. Gene Ontology annotation, cellular component: proteasome core complex. The record is from RefSeq and is a predicted model, not a curated record. NCBI's taxonomy places the organism in Eukaryota, Fungi, Microsporidia, Unikaryonidae. The transcript has a single exon.
AUGAGGAAUUUUGUAACAGGAACCAGUGUUAUUUCAUUCAAAUACAAGGACGGAGUUAUGAUGGGUGCAGAUACCCGGGGAUCUUAUGGACGGCUUGCGAAGUACAGCGGGAUUCAAAGGAUGUUCAAGUUUGGAGACCAGACACUCAUAGGAAUUUCUGGGGAAGUAAGUGACAUGCAGUAUUUGGUCAAGACACUAAGCAUACUAACCGAAGAAGAUAACAGAGGGAUAGAUCCGAAGGGCUAUCAUAAGAUUGUUCAAAGAAUGUUAUAUUCUGCCCGAAGUAAAAUCCGCCCUCUAAACCUAAGUGUUUGUGUAGGAGGUACAAGGUGUGAUGACGAUAGUAUGACCCAUUGCGAAAGGAAGAUGCUUGGAUGCGUCGACCGAUUAGGGAACUUCUACUUCUCAGAUGUAAUAUGUACAGGAAUAGGAAGUUACAUAGCCCUUCCAUUCCUUAGAAGUAAGGUAGAGGGAAGAGAGGAUGAAAUAACAAGAGAAGAGGGCAUAAAUCUUAUCGAAGAAACAAUGAGAAUUUUGUGUUAUAGGGACUGUAAUGCAUCUAACGAAAUACAGAUAGGUUAUUCCGACAGUCAAGGGGUUCACAUAUCGGAUCCAUAUCCACUUAAAACCAAUUGGGACAUUGGGAUAAGAGAGGAUGAGAUUGUUAUUGAAUAA